GUCUCGGAUGUUGUGCUGGAGCCAUACAAUGCUACUCUGUCAGUUCAUCAGUUAGUUGAAAAUACAGAUGAGACAUUUUGUAUUGACAACGAAGCGUUGUAUGAUAUUUGUUUUCGAACUUUGAAAUUAACAAAUCCCAAUUAUGGCGAUCUCAACCAUUUGGUCUCAAUGACAAUGUCUGGAGUGACAACCUGUCUUCGUUUUCCUGGCCAACUUAAUGCUGAUCUCCGUAAAUUGGCGGUAAAUAUGGUUCCGUUCCCACGUUUGCAUUUCUUUAUACCAGGAUUUGCACCACUUUUUGCACGCGGCGCAGCUGCCUAUCGCGCUGUUACGGUCGGUGAACUUACGCAACAGGUUUUCGAUGCAAAGAACAUGAUGGCAGCAUGUGAUCCACGACAUGGCCGUUACCUUACGGUUGCGGUUAUGUUCAGGGGCAUAAUGUCGAUGCGUGAAGUGGACAAUCAGAUGUUCAACGUGCAAGACAAGAAUUCAUCGUAUUUCGUGGAAUGGAUUCCGAACAACGUCAAAACAGCUGUUUGCGAUAUUCCACCACGCGGCUUGAAAAUGAGUGCCACUUUUAUUGGUAAUUCGACAGCUAUUCAGGAGAUCUUCAAACGUAUCUCGGAGCAGUUUACUGCGAUGUUCCGUCGUAAGGCUUUCCUUCAUUGGUACACUGGUGAAGGGAUGGAUGAAAUGGAAUUUACCGAGGCAGAGAGCAACAUGAAUGAUCUGGUAUCGGAAUAUCAGCAGUACCAGGAUGCUACCGUAGAGGAUGAAGGUGAAUACGAUGAAGGUGACAGUCAUGAAUACCAGAACCAAAUUGAGGCGGAAUAUUAA
Molecule: messenger RNA, 837 nt
Organism: Acanthocheilonema viteae
Lineage: Eukaryota; Metazoa; Nematoda; Chromadorea; Rhabditida; Onchocercidae
Source: the annotation of a GenBank genome assembly